ACUGAUAAAAAAAAACCAACAAUAAUUAAUUAAUCGUUCAUCUCGAAAAACAAAUAUUUAUUUUAUUCAUUCAAGUAUUUUUUUUCUAUUUAUGAGUAGUACCUACUGCCUUGAAUAUGGAUCACAGAUAAUAAUAUAUAAUAUACAAAACAUUUAUUGACGAUUCGAAUUAUAGAUACUUUCUGUAUAGACACUUUGAAGCGACAAAGUUUUUUUGCAAUAUGGUGGCUAGAGGAGGCAAAACGAGAUUUAUUGGAUUCAUUUGCAUGGUUUUGGUUUUUUCGGCUGUACUGUACGUGUUUCAUGAAACGCAAGUAGAAUUAGAUGGUGUCCGUCAUACAGCUUCCUCAUGCACGCAUCAGCUAGAGUCAAUAUCAUCUCAAUUACAAGUUAUCGUUGAACAUAAACUAAAAUUAGAGAGGUCAUUAGAAGAAGAAAAACAUGAACAUUUAAAAACGCAGGAGGACCUUAAUGCAGCAAUUCAAGAUGAGAAACAGCUGCGUGAUAAACAAAAUGUUGACUCUAUGAAUCGAUAUAAUGAGAUAGAACGAAGUCAUGAAGUAUUACAGGAAGAAGAAAAAAAUUUAAGAGAAGAAUUAGAAAAAUUGAAAUUAAAAUACUUGGAAGAAGAAAAGAAAAAUAAACAACUUAUUCAAGAAUUAAAUGAUGCACAAAACAGAAUACAAAAUUUCAAGAAUGAAAAAAUGAAAUCUGAAAGUGAAAAAGAAAACUUAGAAAAUAACCAAAAUAAUAACUUACAAAAAUCAAGUGAAUCUUCAAACAUAAAAUUUAUUCAGAAAACAAAUGAUAUUAUGAAUGUUACAAAAUUGAAAAGUGGUUCUGUAACUCCAGCCAUUAAUCCACAAGCAAUUGAUGGAGCUACUGCUAAGAGUUCAACGCCAAUGAUAAGUUCAAAAGUGAUUUCUACAAACAAAUCAUUACCUAUUGAAAAUGAUGAAGCCAAUCCAAUUAAUCAACCUAUUAUUAUGGAUAUCAAUUCUGAUAAAGUACCCAAUAAUGUUUUGGUCUCACAAAAUGAAACUAGUUCAACUCAAGAAUCUCAAGUUGGUGGAAAUGAAUCCAUGAAAGCUAUGCCUGCUCCACCUCAAGAAGAGACUGUUAAGAAAGAUCCAUUAAAUAAGUAUAGUAAUGAAGAAGAAAAAUUAUCAAAACAAAAAAAUAAUUCUUAUAAAUAUGAAUAUGAACAAGAACAUUUCAAAGAAGAUGGUGAGAUCGACAAAGACGAUGAAGAUAUGAACGAUUUUGAUACUAGAGAAGAUGGUCAUCAACAUGCAAAUAAAUAAUUUAAUUUAUAUUUAUAAUUUAAAGAUACUCAAUGAUCUUAUUUCUAUAAAAGCUAUAUUAUUAUGUAGAUUAUAAGUAAUUGUUUAUACAUUUUUUUAUUAUUAUUAAAAGAAGAAAAGAAUAUACCAUUGUGUCAUACUUAAGGUUAUUCAACCAGCUCAAAUUAUUAAAUUAAAUUAUGGUUGGAACUACUAAAAUAUUA
Rhopalosiphum maidis (corn leaf aphid) is the source of this 1507-nucleotide messenger RNA. RefSeq names its product Golgi integral membrane protein 4-like. The transcript has 12 exons. Bases 222 to 1304 code for a protein of 360 amino acids. The record is from RefSeq and is a predicted model, not a curated record. NCBI's taxonomy places the organism in Eukaryota, Metazoa, Arthropoda, Insecta, Hemiptera, Aphididae. Gene Ontology annotation, cellular component: Golgi membrane; Golgi apparatus.